GGUGUUGACGAAGGGAAUAGGCAUGGCCAGACCAUAGAGUAGCGCGUUUUUUAUUUUGAGGGGUGCCCCUGGCUUUCUCGGGAGUCAGACUGUCAGUCCCGAGGACGGACCCGGGGCCUUAGGAUGGCGGGGCUGGACAGGCAGGGCGCGCGCUCGUCGCCUUUGGGCUGACCAACCCCGCAAGCUACCGGCGCCCGGGAGUGACACCCAGGCUGCGGUCUGCCGGGACCCUCUUGGCAAGGAGAAUUCAGAAAGAUACAAAAGUCAGUCUACCCAGAGAUUAUUAGAUGUUGAAUUUCAGGCCGUGGAAUAACGUUUAUUAAGCCAGCAAGGUGACUUCCUGUCAGUUUUAGACUCGCGCCCUGACUAGGGAACAACCUGCAGUGGUUGCAGCGUCCGCAGGACACUCUCCCUUUAUGUUCUCUUUAAACUUGGAGGUUGUACUUGAUCCUUGGUACCCGUGACUAUGAGUAAUUCUCUGGAAAGAAAUAAUCCACCUGCUAAUUAUGCUCAGAAAAGGCCACAGGAGAGGAAGGCAGGAAGUUUCCACAAACCAUAGCGUGCUUUCGUCAGCCUUGUUAUUAUGUCAUCAUAGGUUAUUAAGGACUCCUGUGGUACAGUAUUCAAAAAACAAGAUCACUUCGUUUUGAACCUUAAGUCAUUAAAUUAUAUUUUCAAAAAAGUGUUGAAUUCUGAGUUAAAACAUCUUUAAACUUAAGUUGGGAAGAAUAUUUUAGUGACUACUGGAUAUUAGAAAUGGCUACUCCCCAGUCGGUUUUCAUCUUUGCCAUAUGCAUUUUAAUGAUAACAGAAAUAAUUCUGGCCUCAAAAAGUUACUAUGAUAUUUUAGGUGUGCCAAAAUUGGCAUCAGAGCGCCAAAUCAAGAAGGCCUUUCACAGAUUAGCCAUGAAGUACCACCCUGACAAAAAUAAGAGCCCUGAUGCUGAAGCAAAAUUCAGGGAGAUUGCAGAAGCAUAUGAAACACUCUCAGAUGCUAAUAGGCGAAAAGAGUAUGAUACACUUGGACACAGUGCUUUUACUAAUGGUAAAGGACAAAGAGGUAGUGAAAGUCCUUUCGAGCAGUCAUUUAACUUCAAUUUUGAUGACUUAUUUAAAGACUUUGGUUUUUUUGGUCAAAACCAGAACACACGAUCUAAGAAGCAUUUUGAAAAUCACUUCCAGACACGCCAGGAUGGUUCCAGUAGACAAAGGCAUCAUUUCCAGGAGUUUUCUUUUGGAGGUGGACUUUUUGAUGACAUGUUUGAAGAUAUGGAGAAAAUGUUUUCUUUUAGUGACUUUGACACCACCAAUCGUCAUACAGUACAGACUGAAAAUAGAUUCCACGGAUCUAGUAAGCACUGCAGGACUGUCACUCAACGAAGAGGAAAUAUGGUUACUACAUACACUGACUGUUCUGGACAGUAGCUCAUUCUUUUUCUGUUCUCACUAAACCCAACUAGUGGACUCUUCCUCAGUAUCUUUGAUGCAAAACAAUUUUCUGUGACCUAUUUUUGACAAGUGCAUGAUUUUACUUAUUUUAAACAACUUGAUAUAGCUAUUAAGUUUAUUUAAAUUGUUUUUGAAAAAUUCAGCAAUACUCAGCUAGCAGAGAGAUGGCUAAUUAUUAAUUUCCCUGAUUAGGAAAGGUGCGCAUGUGUGUUUUAAAUGACAUUAUAAAUAUCUGCCUGUUUUUUUUCCUCUUCCUGUCCUUGAGCUCAUUAAUGUGGUCAGUUUUAUUACCAAGAAAAGAUUGAGUUUGCCUGAUACAUAUUUAAAGAUUAAACUUUAAAAGUUAUUGUAGAUUUCAAUUGUGUGAACUUGAAUGAUUAUUGCAGUGAAACCUUUACUAAUUCAAAAUUGCAUGUUCUGUAGCCAUCUCUGACUUGGAUUACUAAAUGUACGUGAAACUAUAAUCAUUUAGCAAAGGAGAGCAGUAUUGUGAUUAAUUGCCACUGAAAGACUUAGAAAUCCAGAGAGAUUAUUUAAAUUCUUUUGAUUUGUUCUACUUAAAUUUAUUUAAAGUUAGACAAGUCAAGGGAUGGUUUGAUAUUUACUACAGCACCAUGCCUCUUUACAGUGAAACUGUGAUAUAUAAUUGUAUUGUUCCUAGUCAUUUAGGCUGAAAGACAGUUGGAAUUUUAUGGAAUAUUGCCAAGAGAUUGUUACAUUUGGUCCCUGGCUAAUACCUUUGUAGUGUUGAAAUCAUAGCUACUUUAUACAUCUUUUCACGUAUCUUUCUUAGUUGUUGGCACUCUAGAUCUUAAUAUGGAUUUACGUAUUUUGUUUUGUGGUUCCUCUUCUUUGCAUUUAUCUUUAUCUAGAGAUCGACUAUUACCUCAUUCUGUUUGUAAAAACAGCUGGUAAUUUCAGUGCAACCUUAUUAUGUGCAAUAUUUUUAAAUCCUAAGAAAUGUGUGCUUUUAUUUUCAGAUAGCCUUGUUUCUUUAGUUCUGCACUUUUCCUUGUUUUACUCCAUAUGAGUAUUAAUCCUAUGGAUACAUAUUAAAACUAGUUAAUGUCUCAUACAACAUUGUGUGUGAGUGAGAGAAAUAUAAUAUUUACAACCUGA
Molecule: messenger RNA, 2568 nt
Organism: Choloepus didactylus (southern two-toed sloth)
Lineage: Eukaryota; Metazoa; Chordata; Mammalia; Pilosa; Megalonychidae
Gene: DNAJB9
Product: DnaJ heat shock protein family (Hsp40) member B9
Exons: 3
Coding region: 757-1425 (222 amino acids)
Cellular component (GO): endoplasmic reticulum
Molecular function (GO): misfolded protein binding; protein-folding chaperone binding
Source: RefSeq, a predicted model, not a curated record